Molecule: messenger RNA, 9621 nt
Organism: Xyrichtys novacula (pearly razorfish)
Lineage: Eukaryota; Metazoa; Chordata; Actinopteri; Labriformes; Labridae
Source: the annotation of a GenBank genome assembly
GUAGCUUUAAAUUCCAGCCCCAUAACCCCGACAGAGGAACCACCAUGACAGGAGUUAAGUCUGCACCAUUCGUAAACAGACUUGUCUGUUCACAGGUUUUCUUCUUGCUGUGCUCCAUUGUGCCAUCCAGCUGGCAAAGCUCAGUGCAGAUAAACCAAACCAUGUCCGACGAUACUAACGAUCGUUUCAUGUAUUUCGCUUUUGGGAGCAACUUGCUGAAGGAGAGACUUCAGCUGGCAAACCCCUCAGCGACAUUUUUCACUACCGGUCGAUUGAAGGUAAUGGAUUGGUCAGUGCACCUACUACUACAUUUUACAGCAAAUAUAGAAAUUAAUACAGUUUCGCCACAUUAUAACCGUAAUUGUUUCAUCAUAGUUCCGUUUUGCAUUUAAACAAUGCUGCUGCCGUUGACGCCGCGUGGAAAUGAGCUAACAUUACUAAUAGUGUGCCAUUUAUUACUCGUAAACGCCACAUGAGUUGACAAACUCAGAGUAUUUGAGCAGAAAAUAAGACUGACAAUGUUAUUGACCAUUACUUCAUUCACUGAAAUCACUCGCUUGUCAUUUUUCGACGAUAUGAACACCCUAUGUGAAGUGUUGUUCAGUUGUAAACCUUGUCUUUCUUGAACGCAGCACAGAUUCCAUCAUUCAUGCAUACUGUUCUCAUUGAGUGGGAAUUAUCUGCGACAGACCUGUUUAGUUUGCUGUUAAGGCUCUAAAUAUUCUUGAUAGUUUUGGUUGUUUUAUAAACUUUUAUGAUCAUGGUAUUGAGGUUAUAAUUUCUAUGAAACUGGUUGAGAGGCGCUCGUAUAAACUGCUGCUUAAAAUCGUUGUAACGGCUAAUAGGGGAGAGUGGGGUAAGUUGAGCCAAAGGGUAAGUUGAGCCGCCCCUUGUUGCUUGGAAAUGGUCCAAGAGAUAGAUCAUGUGACCGAAUAUUUAGGAGAUGGGCAUCAAUUCAUGGAGUCUGAAGGUUAAAUUUGUUUUAUACAUCAAUUGUGGUAUCUAUGAGCUACAGCAUGAGGUCAAAAACCUAGCAUAAGAGUCCACCAUUUUAGGUUAGAGGACUAAUAGUCAUCAUAGUAGUUCAUGGGUAGGUUGGGCCAUUUGGCCAGGGUUGGGGAGAUGGGGGGUAGUAGGGAUACGGCUCAACUCACCCCGCUCCUAUGGUCAACUUGCCAUAGGAGAACACUUUUGGCAUGCUAUAUUAUCAAAACAGGUCUGUUUACACUCAUUCUGUUGGUUUGCAGGGAUGCACAACAUCUUGAAAUACAUGCAGAUACACUAGUUAGAGACAGAACUAUGAUCGCCUUGAUGUAGUGAUCCGAAAUAUGAAAAAUGGCUCAUCUUACCCCACUCUCCCCUAUCCAUAGCAACACCUCUGCACUUUUCAUUUAUUUGAUGUAACUUGCCAAGUAGUUAUUGCACUUCAAGCUGUGCAGUUUGAAAAUUAAUACUGUCAAAUUAAUUGGCUGGUGGGGAUUUAACGCCACCCCAUCAGAAUCAGCUGCAACAACAGGGCCUGGGUGCCCUCCUGAUGGACCACGCUGUGAGCGAACUAGGCUCACAGGGGCCACUGGUGAAAACACAAACAUAGCACCUUGAAAUAAAAGACAUGUCUUUUUAAAAUAUCUGCCUGCAGCCUUUUGUUCUUUGCUCUUUCACCAUCCUCUGUUUUUGUGUUUCUGACAGGACUAUGAACUGAGCUUUGGCCUGUGGGAGGAACAUGUGGACAACAGUUGGCAUGGUGGAGUGGCCACAAUCCGGUCUCAUCCAGGCAGAGAAGUGUGGGGGGUGAUCUGGACUUUGAGCAAUGCAAACCUUAACAGUUUAGACAGGUGAGACGCAUAAAUGCCCAGCUGUGGAUUAUUCAGCUGUUAGUUUGUCAUUUUAUCUAACCCUUGGUUUUUCAUUUGCAGGCAAGAAGGAGUGGGGCAGGGACAAUACUCCCCACUGGAGGUUUCAGUGGAGACUGAUAAAGGUAUGAGGCUCUGCAGGACGUACCAGAUGAACAAUUUUCACCCCUGUCCUCCCUCUCCUCAGUACAAAGAGGUAAGUGCAUGUGUGCUGCGUGCAACAAUGUUUAAAAGGCUUUUUGAAGCAGGCAUUCAAAAGAUCAGCAAUUUCACUCAUAGUUAUCUUUUUCUCUGUGUGUUAUUUAGGUGGUGUGUCUGGGUGCAGAGCAAAAUGGACUUCCAGUGGAGUACUUGAAGAAGCUAGAGGCCGUUCAAACCAACAACUACAGCGGCCCUUCUAUUCUUGAUCAAAUUAGACCCACUAUGAAGUAAAAACUCAUGAGUUCUUGACUUGUGAAGCAUUAGAUAACAAAAACAUUUCAACGCAAGUUCUGUUCAGUAGCUGCUCUGGGAUACAAGAGGCACAGAAUUGAAACAAACAGAAACAGAGGUGUGAAAAAGUGACCAUUGUGGCUGCUUACGGUGGUUUAUCAAGGUAGUUCUUUUUUACUCAUGGUAAACUUUCUUACAUUUUUAGGUGCUUCACGUUGUGUUCCUUAAGUACUGCAAUUGUCAUGUCACAAAAAAUAAAUGAUAGUAACGAUAGUAUAUGUACAUAAGGAGUGCAAGCUGGAUCUUAAAGAAGAAAUCUGUCAAACAAUUGAAGGAAAUAACACAUGUACUGUCUAUGCAGCUCAAAAAUCAGAAUACCUAAAAAUUACAUUUUUUUCCAUAAUUCAAAAAGUGAAACUUUCAUAUAUUCUAGAUUCAUCACAUAAAAAAGGAGAAAUAUCUCAAUACUUUCAAAAGUAUUGAAAUAUUUCAGUGUGUGAUUAAACUAGGACAUAUGGAAGUUUCACUUUUUGAAUUAAACUAUGAAAAAAAAGUGAACUUUUCAAUAAGAUUGUCAUUUUUUGAGCUGCACCUAUACACUGCUAUGUUUGGCUGGGCCCAACAUAUUUUAAGUACCAUCAUGUAAUUUGAAAAUUAUGUUGACAAGUGAAUAUUGUUUGAGAAACUGAAAUGCAUAUCAUGGAAGGAGAUUAAAGACUGAUUUUGAGAUUAUCAGCCUCAUACGUGACAGUAACUCAUUUUUAAGUUCAUUUAACAUGAAUUUUUCUUUUCCUGCUAAUUGUUUUAAUUAAAUUCUUUAUCAGGAAUUGCCCUUCGAGGCAUCCCGUCUCGUUUUGAGAAAAGUUUAAUUUGUUUCAGCUCAAAUGUACAUAAAAAAUAAACAUACAGUAUGGUGCUGUUACACAGCUUGGUUUUAAAUACACUUUUUAUUAGGAAAUGAAAACUAAAAACAAAUGACUCAUAAAAGGGAACCACUUUAUUUUUGACAACACAGUGGCCUUGGACAGAAUGAGAAUGUGUACCUUUCUCAAAGUUCACCUUUUUGGAAUCAUAAAAAAUACAGAAAAUACAAAACAAAGCUGUCAAGAGAACAAACGGUAUCUGUGUUAAACACCCAAUAAUAUAAUAUUGUUGAUUUUCCAGAUUAUCAUUCACAAGUCAAUGCAAAUAUGCAGAACUCACUAUGGCACAACUCAUAUUCAUCUAAUUGAACAAUGCUCAUGCAGGCAACAUGGUUUGAAACUUUGAAUAACCAAGCGUUCAUGAACACUUAAGAAUCCCGCUAAAUCUAUCAUGUACAAUCUCCCAAAUUUAGUCUGAAGGUGAACAUUUACCUAUACUGUCUGCAGGAGUUUGUGAUCAAGCAACAGUUUAAAUGUGGAGAAGGAAGGCCCGUGAAAAACUUCAGAUCGGCAGAAAAAUACAAAAUAAGACACGGAAGAUGUGUACAACAGGUCCAAAAAGGUAAAAAAAAAAAAAAAACAACAGACACACAAAGAAACUUAAAUAGAAAAGCAACUCAAGGUAAGGUCAAAGGAAUAUGAGUACACCAGCAAAGAUGUAGAAAAUCACUUGGGGUUUUUUUGUUGUUUUUUUUUACAAAGGGGAUUAAAUAAAGGGUGCAAAAAAUAGCUUGAAGGGUCAAACCAGUGCUCAAGAUAAAAUCAGUAGCCAUUGAGGAAUGAGGGAUGAUAACCAGCUAAAUACUGUUUUAGAUUAACAGUCUGACACCAUCUGACAAACACGUCUGUUUUGUAACUGUAUUGUAGGAGCAUUGUAAUGCGGUCUUGCAUUACUGUGGAAAUUAGAAUAUACACCAUUGACAGCAUACCGAUAAAUAAAGCACUAUUAAUGAAGGCUACAUUAACUAACUGCCCUCACUAACAGCUAACUCGUAUGUUCAGGAAUACACUGUAUGCACUGCAUGAUGAACUUUUUCUAGCAGCUAUCAACAUAAGAGGCCAUAGUUAAAAUAUUGGAGUUAAUUCAGUUUUUAAUCAAGAACAUCUGCAUUUGCAUUACUUCUCAUUAUCAGUUUUGUUUUUAUUUUCUUUUAAACACAGUCCAUUGGCUCCACCUGUUCUCCACCUGUAACUUUAUCACUGCCACUUUCAUCCAUUGGUUCUGGUCCAUUGUCACUCUUUUCCAUCGGCUCUGUUGGAUCUGCAGGCUGCUCUGGAGAAUGCUCGGGCUCUGCCGUGUCCACAGUUUGCGGCUCUGGGAUGAGGAGGUUGUGCUUCACUUUGCUCAGUUCUGUCAUGUUGAACCCGAGAAGAAUGGCCGCUGUGUUUCUUUUGAGGCUCUUCAUACAUUUGCUGCGCUUCUUGCUGAAGAGUGCUGCUAGCUCUGCUUUGGUGAGCGACAGCCUCCUGCACAGCUCCUCAGUCUCCGGUUUGGUCGCGUAGGGGUUGACGUUGAAGUAUUUGGAUAUAAAAUCUCUGCGCUCCUCGCUGUUGCGGCGCUCCACUGUGUUGGGUUCCAGAGCCAGCUUCACUGUGGGGUCACUCUGAAUCACAGGCUCUGGAGGGGGCAACAACUUCUCCUGCUCUCGUUUCUUUCGAAUGGCGGCCUUUGCUUCUCGCUCUCGUUUAUUGGCUUCUAUGACUUGCCUCAAAGCCGCCUCUAGCCGUUGCUUGGACAGCUUCUCUGCUUCUGUCUCUUGAGGCCUUGGAGGGGGUGCAGCGGAAAUCACGCGAGCUGGCGCCAGAGCCUGUUUCACUGUCAGCCCUUGUGGUACUUGGAGAAAGUAGAGUCCGGACGGCUGGGUGAUCUGCUGAGCUGGUUUUGGUGGAGGCAGGGGUGCUACUAUAGGUUUAGGUGGCUGUGGUUGUGGCGGUUUAGGUGAACAACGGCAUCGCUGAAUGUGAAGCAUCACAGCUUGCUGGGUGACCUUUCCUGUGUACACACCGUUGCAGUAUAUGCAUUUGAAAGCCUCCGUCUUCAGGAUCGCAUGAAUGGUGGGUGCUACAAAAUGUUUCUCUUUAAGAUGCUGAAGAUGUUGAGAUUCACUGUGAAACUUUUCAUCACAGAAGGGACAGUACGUGCUGUUGAUUUUCACAGGCGCUGAGCAAAUUUCUGGCAGGCUGGAUGGCUGUAGCUUAAAGAAAAUCAAGUCAAGGGUGUUUGUGACGAGGGCAAGGUUUACCUCAGUGUCCCCCAAGACCUCUUUAGGGGCCGUGGUGUGGACAUCAAAGUAAGGAAACACAAUGCCACCAGAAGCUUUUGAGUAGACCCUGUACUUCUGUCUCAGAAAAUCACAGUAUGCCCUGCUUGUGGGACUAUGUAGCUUAACAUGCUCUGCAAGCUGCCUGAUUGAGAAGAACAGAGCUGAGCAGUACAAACAGUUCAGGCCAUGGAGCAGAUGCUGGAAGACACUUUUCUCUGAUAGCAGAAUUUUGCAUGUUAGACAUUUAAUGGUCUUGUCUGGCAUUUUCUUCAAGAAGGCUGCCCGUGCUGCCACACUUUCCGACUUGGCUGAAGUGGAUUUUGUCUGAUGUGCAACUUCUGUGUGGAUCUCAAAGACAUUGGAGGGAAAAAGUUCAUUGCAGAGUGGACAGGUAAUCCAUUUCUUAGUUUGUGGCGAGGAGUUACUUGAUUGCUCGAUUGACUUCAGAGGGGUGUUUGUACUAUGACUGUUAGGCACUGGUGCUUGCAACGGGGCAAAAGUAUAUGUGGGCAUGCCGUUUACUUUGUUACCGGUCGGGAUCAGGUGACUCAACAGAGACUGUGAAGUCAGCAUGGUACCUUGUAGGUUUGUUUGGUUUGUUUGGUUUACUGGUGCAUUUUGCGUAACUACGGCAGGUUUAGAAACAGUAGUAACAGGUCCAGGGCCAGUUGCCAUACUGGCCUGCAGUCCUGACUGCAGAAAGAUUUGCUGUGCUUGUGAAUUCUGUUGAGGUUGAGAGGACGGCGCUAUAGCCAUUGCUGCAGGUUUCAGAGACAUACUGGACAUAGCUGGGAGCUGGACCAUCGGUGGUGCUUGAGGCAACGCACUUCUGAGCGCAAUAGUGGCGCCAGGCUGGAGCAGACCUUUAGCCUCGGCACUAGCUAGUUGCACCAGCGCUGAUGCCUGCGGGGGAAGGAAAGCUUGGUUGGUCCCAGGGGUACAGAUCAGAGUAGUACUGUUUGUAGCUCCUGGUAGUUGCUGUAAUGUCACCACAGUACCAGCAGGCUGGCCAUUACUUGGAAGCACCAAGGGCUUGCUGUUGAACAUUUGAGUUGUUUGGGGUUUGGGAGCGAUGCUCGGGAAUGUCACAAACAAUCCAUUUCCAUUUGGAGUUGAUUUAAUGGUGUAGUUCUUGUUCUCAUAAAUUAAGCUUUGCACCUGUGUUCUGACUGAAUAGUGCGUCGGCUCCACCAACAUGUGAUGUAACGUUUGGUCCAGGGUUCCAGUGUUCACCCUGCACACCUUGCAGCAGUGGACUUUUACAGACGUAGUGCCUUGAAGGUGUAACCUGUAGCCUAUGUACUGUUCUGCCAUUCUCUCCAGGUGCUUGAGAAUAAUGUGCUUUUUCAUCACGAAGAUGGAAGAAGCCUGGAAUCCACAUUUUCUGCACUGGUACCGCUCAUUUCCCCGAUGAGUGAGUACAGGCGCUUCCCUUGUUGGUUGCAAAUGAUUGGUGGGUUUGGUGUGAAAGAACAUCAUGUGCUUCUUGACGACCUUGGGGUGGCCGAUGAAGAGGCACUGUGAACAGGGUGCAAGUGCACAGUAGGGCUGCACAAAUUUAUGGCAGCGAGACACGUGGCUCCUGAAGUUGUAGAUGUUUUUAGUCGAGUACUUGCACAGGUUGCAGCACAAAGACCGCGACCGAUAAGGCCACUGAAUGGAAAGAAAGAGACAGUCAGUUAUAUCAGUUAAUGAAACAUUAUUUACUACACAAAGAGUAUUUUCCAUUGCAUCCCCUGGAAUCACAACUCUUCUCUCUAACAAGAUUCUGUUUACCACAUGUCACAUUCACCUUUUUAUACUGUCUGCCAUGGUGUCCAUCAGUGAAAUCCACCCACUCAGUUUCCUGAAAGGUAUCAUCUUCUUCUGAGGUUUUCUCAGAGUUUUCCUUUAGAUUCUGUAAAGUGAAACACACACAUAGACCACAUGUAUAAAACUCACAGUUUGACAAAUAGUGACAUGUCCUUUACAAGUCCUGCUUUCAAAGUUGCUUUUAGUCCUUGGAGUAUAAGCUCACCUUGUGAUCAUUGAGAAAGUAAGCAGUUUUGGAGGCUUCAUGAUUUGACAGGUCUGUAAAUCUGCUGUCGUGGAGUAAAGCAACGUCCUCCCCAGCUCUAGAGUGAUCUUUUUACAUGACCACUUGUAAAGAUGAGGCAGUGAAACUUCAUUGAAACACCUGUGGCUAAUGUUGUACAUACCUGGAGGUCCAUUGUUUAAAGCAUGUGGACAAGGUUUUGCAUUGAAUGUAUAUGUACACUACACCUUGGGCAAAAUGCACCACAACUUCAUCAGUAAAAGUAUGAGAAACUGUUCAGUGAAUGGUACAUGAGCAAAGAUGGGUUUUGGAACAAGUUCAUCUUAAGCUAUACUGCAGUAUUAGGAAGGACAAAAGGUAUUGUGAAAAUGAAAAGCAACAAUGCCAAUUUUUCAACACAAACCAUUCCCAAACCGAUGAGAACAGUUUUACCAAAUAUCCUCAGGAUUGGCUGCAUUUGACUUCGGCAAAAUCCGCAGUUUGAUUAAUGUAGAUGAGUAAAAUGUUCUACAAAACAAAUGCCUACAAACAUUUAACAACAUCUGAGGAAAACCUGUGCGGUCAUGAUGCUGUGGUCAUUAUGAUCACUACAUAUCAUCAUACAUGUUGCAACCAUUUCCUAUCAUGUUGUGGGUGAAGUUUAGAUAAACAUGAAUGAGUUUUAAUCAAUUUGAAAAAAAUAAGAGGAAAAGAUUCUUGUAAUAAAAUCUUAUCAAUCUUUGUGGACUGUACAGGGACUAUUCUGCCCAGUGAUUUGUAACAUUAUCUACUUAACAUCCCAGAAAAAUGUACACAUAAUACCAUAUCCCCAACCUGUCCUGUUUCCAUAACAACAAAUGAAUCGCUCUGAAUGGAUGAGGGACCAUUUUAAGCUGGAUCUGAUUUGAAUUUCUUUCAAAAUGGUGGUAUUAACAUUUCUGGUACCCAACUACAACAACCCUUUCUCAGAAUAAAACUGUUCUUAACUAUACUGUUAUUGUACAGGGAAUGUACUGCUCUGAUUAAGCUGUGCAGUAAAAUAGAUUAAAAACAGCUUUUAGUUAGAUCACCUAUGACAUCUGAAAGGGAUGAGAAAAUGUGGAACACCAUAGCAUCAGUACACUUGGUGAGUAAAUAUGUAACAAGUACAAUCAUAUUUUAGAAUAUUGCAAAUUUCCUUGAUUACACCAAAACAAUCAUACCUUUAGCAGGUUUUGGCAGUCCUCCAGCCCAAUCUCUGUCAGUAUGUUUUUCACAGACUUGCGUGCCUUUCGAAUCUUCUCAAUAUUUCCAACUGGAAGCUGAUACAUUGUGUCCUGUUAAAGACACAAGGGAAGUUCAACAGAGGCACCAGCACACAGAGUAAUGAUAAACAGAGCUGCUAAAUUCAGAUCACAAGAAAACUAAUCACCAACUAUUUUCCUUAUCUAUUCAUCGAUUCAGUCAUAGUUUGAGCUUUUAUUUCUAAAUUCUUUUUUACUAAUUCCCAUUUAGACUUUAUAGAAAAAGAAUUCUGGCCAUUACUUUUCUGGAGACCUUUAUACAGCUUUGUGAACAUCCUUGAAGGGGUUUGUUUGUAUGCUCCUAUCAGGACUGCAACAACCUCCUUUAUCUCUGCUGAUAAUUCAUUUUAAUUUCUUUAAUAAACAAAUCUCUCAAUUGUAGAUAUCGAAACAUAUCCCUGUUCUCUAAUUUAAAUUAUUUUUUAAUUGUUUCAAAUGAUUUAAAAGAUCGGCCUUCAGUGAGCAUACAAAGAGCAGUCAUUGCCCUUUCAUUCCACCAUGUAUAAGUAUUAUCGAGAGUCGCUGGUUGAAAACUAGGUCAUUAAGAAGGCCACAUCAGAAGUUUGAUUUUGUUUUCAAGCUUGACAUAUCUUUUUAAUUUGUAACAUAAGUUAUUAGGGUCCAUGACGUGACAGUUGUUUUUUUUUUUGUUCCCAUGGUUUACUUAAAUUUAAAAAGGGCUAAAAUACAAAGAUAUAUUCACCAUUUACUUGGAUACAUUCUCUUUUUGAAGACCUUGUCUAAAAUUUCUAGAUUUUAUCAAUUUUGAGAGAAUAUUCAGAGAAUAAUGGGAAAAAUGUCAAUGUGGUGUAACCAUAAAAACUCAUUCAUUCAUUCAAAAAAUGCUAACCG